Molecule: messenger RNA, 1429 nt
Organism: Coregonus clupeaformis (lake whitefish)
Lineage: Eukaryota; Metazoa; Chordata; Actinopteri; Salmoniformes; Salmonidae
Product: lipocalin-like
Exons: 6
Coding region: 425-970 (181 amino acids)
Molecular function (GO): small molecule binding
Source: RefSeq, a predicted model, not a curated record
CAUACACACUCAUAACCUGCUGACAAUCACCAAGGCAACUCAUUGUAUAUUUUCUAAAGUUAUUUGAACUUAUUUGAGAUGAAAUGUGUAUUAUGUACUUGCACUUUGAUGAACGCUCUCUCUCAUCAUCUCAAAAUGCAGUUCAUGACGUUCCUUUAUGUGGAACCUCCAGUGUUCUACAGAGGGAGGAGUGACCCCAUAAGCCCCAUCUCCACCCAAGGGUAUUGUGUAACUGGUGUGUGUGUAUCUCUAAGGGGCAGGGGGUAGAGAUGGUAGCAGGUAGCAGCUUGUGUGUGUAUGGGAGGGUGGUGUUUAUGUAAGCCCAUGCUCUACAGUAUAUAUAGGAGUGAGAGGCAGCAAAGAAAAACAGAUAUUAUAUUCUGUCCUUUAUAAUUAAUGAUACUGACCCUGCUCUGCUGUAGCCAUGACGACCAUACUGCUGAGAGCACUAGGAGCACUGCUCUGCUCCUUGGUUGUCACCGCUGAGGUUAUGCCCCAAGGAGACUUCAAUCUACAAGGGGUGGCAGGAAAAUGGUACCUGGUUGGAUUUGCCACUAAUGCCCAGUGGUUCAUCAACCACAAGGCCAGCAUGAAGAUGGGCACCGCCAUACUGACACCAACUGCUGACGGAGACCUGGAAAUGGCAUAUGCUAGGCGGAACGCUGAUGGCUCCUGCUGGAGAAUGAACCACCUGGCCGAGAAGACAAACCUUCCGGGGAAAUUCAUCUUGAAGUGCAAGCGCUGGAAUAAUGAAAAUGACAUGCGUGUCGUUGAUGUUAAGUAUGACGAGUAUGCUCUUAUUCACACCAAGACCAAGGGUGUUUCAGCUGUGCUCACCAACCUGUAUGCCCGUGGGACAGACCUGAGCCCUGACCUGCUGCAGAAGUUUAGGCAGUUCUCCCUGGACACUGGCAUAAUGCCUGAAAACAUCGCUAUCCUCCCCAAAAACGAUGAGUGUCCUGCUGCGUAAUUUCAUCCAUGUUUUUUACUUUCAAAACAUGCUCCCUUGAUCCGUCUGCAUGGCAUUGCUACUCGAUGGGUAGACCCAUGGCAACUGUGGCAACCAUGAACCUCCUUUAGCUCCAGGGACCCAUCAGGCUCCGCCUUAACCUGUAGCUGAAUUGCCUACUGACACCCAGUGUAGCUGUAACCUCUGUUAGUUUCUCACUUCCCUGACUUGCUCCAAUGAAAUACUGUCUAGUGCUUUUUCAGUUUGUCAGUCAUUUUACUCUUCAGAUGACUAGAAUAUGUUGGGUAUUUAAUACCUCUGAUCCUAAGAUGUAAUGUAAGCUGCUUCAGAAGUGUAAAUUAAUCAAAUGUAAUAUAAACCCAGCUCUAAAAGCAACCUUGGUGUACCAUCAUUCUAUUGAAAAUGUUAUCCUACUCCUUGCAGUUAUUAGCUGACAAUUACAUACAUGUUGGUCAAUUA